Molecule: messenger RNA, 858 nt
Organism: Pyrus x bretschneideri (Chinese white pear)
Lineage: Eukaryota; Viridiplantae; Streptophyta; Magnoliopsida; Rosales; Rosaceae
Product: protein yippee-like At5g53940
Exons: 5
Coding region: 169-564 (131 amino acids)
Cellular component (GO): ubiquitin ligase complex
Source: RefSeq, a predicted model, not a curated record
AGAGUGGCACUGUGUGCCCAUCCUGUUUUCUCUCUCAUAUAUAAAAAAAACGCUAACAGAAACAUGUAUAUAUUGGUUCCGAAUCCUUGAGAUAUACAUAUAUGUAUUGGGAGUAGUGAAUCUUACUGACUAGCAACUAGCAAGGGAGAGAAGCUGAGGAAAGAGAAGAUGGGAAGGAUAUUUGUGGUAGAGCUGGAGGGAAGGUGCUACAAAUGCAAGUUCUGCAAAACUCACUUGGCCCUCUUCUCCGACUGUGUCUCUCGGGCUUUUCGUUGCCACCGAGGAAAAGCAUACCUCUUCAAUAAUGCGGUGAAUACCAUUGCUGGAACAUCAGAGGAGAGGAUGAUGCUCUCGGGUUUGCAUACUGUUGCAGAUAUAUUUUGCUGCUCUUGUGGCCAAAUCGUUGGCUGGAAAUAUGAAUCUGCACACGAGAACAGCCAGAAAUAUAAAGAGGGAAAGUUCAUCCUUGAAAGAGGGAGGAUCGUAGACGAAGUAGAUUUUUCCGGAGAGUUCUUUGUUGAUACUCGUCCUAGCAUGAGUGGUAGUGACGGGGACGAUGCAUAGGAACUAAAUUUCGUUGCCGGAAUCAUUGUAUCAGACGCGAGGCAAGACAGAGCAGCUGUUGCACCGUUUGUAAUAGAUUGUAAACAGUAUUUGAAUAAAUGACUUGGUAAACAAAACAAACGCAGAUGUGAAGUGUUUGGGUGUAUGUUGUUCAAGCAUAUUGAUUCAUGUGUUUUGACGGAAGUGAUUGUUACUUGGGCUUGUCAGCCUUAUGUAGAUAUUUGGGCCGCAUUAUGGGCCCUCCUUGUUGGGCUUAUUGAGGAAAUGUUGAAACUCUUGAGUUUUUCUCUAAAA